ACGAUUGCAACGCAGCUACAGCCCCAGCCACUCAAGCACCGAAUCUUCCACCAUGUCUCCCACCAAGUGCACCAGUCGUUUCCGACGCAUCAUACGCGCCAGGCCUGCUGUCAGCGGCAGGGUCGAUCACGACAAUACCACUAUUACUCCAGACAUAGCCCCCAUCCCAUGCCGAGUCCCCUUGGAGAAGGACACCGUCAUAACGUCGGCUCAUGUGCGCGCCGUGCGCGGCGUCCUAUGCGCACUCGGGCUACCUAUGGAGCUCGUCCUGAUCACCAUGAUUCUUGCCGACUACUACGCCACCGUGCGCUCCAGACGAACGGGAUACAUUCGCAUCGACGCACACGAUGCCGGGGUGGACGUGCAUGCGGCACGACUUUACCUCAUUGCUACCCUUCCUCAAGAGAGUAGCGGCGACGAGCUCAUGAAGGUCGUAAACGUGACCUGGCUCGUGAAGGGGCAUGACCAAGGCUGGGGAGGGGAGGCACCAGGCAUGUACUCACCUGCGUACUCCUGGUACGAGGCGUGUAUAUUUCGUCGCGUCCACUCUGCAGAGGAUAAAUCGCAGAAAGACAUCAAUGUCGAGAGACUCUAUAGGGUCUAUCGAGAUGCGGAGAUGAUGGAGCGCAAAGUGCUGGCGCCAGCCGGUUGGUCCCUUGUUCGGAAUGGUGACAGUUGCGUUUGGCGAUUGCAAUCAAAUCGCGUCGCAAAGGGCGAAUUCGAACGGCAUACCUUUGUAUGGACUGCAGAUGGAGUGUCCGAGGGUGCCGAGGACCAUGGAGCUGGGGCGGGCGAGGGCUUUGUGAAGUCCUUACGCGCAGGC
This is a messenger RNA of Dichomitus squalens LYAD-421 SS1, 823 nucleotides long. RefSeq lists its product as uncharacterized. The transcript has 2 exons. Lineage: Eukaryota; Fungi; Basidiomycota; Agaricomycetes; Polyporales; Polyporaceae. The record is from RefSeq and is a predicted model, not a curated record. The annotation marks the transcript as partial.